Messenger RNA from Anguilla rostrata (American eel), 1456 nucleotides. Its product is annotated as TOG array regulator of axonemal microtubules 1. Bases 233 to 1183 code for a protein of 316 amino acids. The transcript has 5 exons. The record is from RefSeq and is a predicted model, not a curated record. Gene Ontology annotation, biological process: microtubule cytoskeleton organization. Gene Ontology annotation, molecular function: microtubule binding. Gene Ontology annotation, cellular component: cilium; cytoplasmic microtubule. NCBI's taxonomy places the organism in Eukaryota, Metazoa, Chordata, Actinopteri, Anguilliformes, Anguillidae.
CACAUUUGAGAAUGCGAAACACAGAAAUGGAAUAGCAUCAGAGCCACCUGGGCCCUCAGCCCCAAGGCCCACAGAGAAGCAGCUGAGGACUAAGGGUAGCAGGAGCCCCACCCCCUGCAAUGUGCAUGCUGGGAAAGCCCAGGCUGAAAGCACCAACCAACUGAUAUGGCUGAGCUCUGUCUCCCUGAGUGACAGCUUCCCAGCGGGGGGGAGAAUUUAUGUUGUCAGGAAGAUGAAGCUGCCUGAUGACAGGGUACAGUCUGCCAUCGACGAGGUCCCCGAGCCCAAGAAGGUCUUUAUUGUCAGAAAAGCCUGCCCCAAAAGGCUUAAGGAAGUCACUGACUUUGGACAGACUAAGUCCUUAAAGAAGAGCACUAAUUCACUUGCUCAGGGCAUGUACAAAACACCAGGAAGUAUUCGGAGCAUUGUCCUUGGCCAAUCAGAGAGCCAACCCUGGAAAAACACACUUCCUAGCCAAUCAGAGAGCCAAGCCUUGUCACAGACACAGGUAGCCAAAAUGGCAUGCAGGGAUACAUACGUCAAGCAGCUGAUGGCUCAGAUGGGAUCGAAAUGCAUCCAGAAGCGCAUCAGUGCUAUCAACCAGCUGGUGGAUGACUGCAUCCUAAAGCCAGGCAUCAUCAUGUCCUGCAUAUUCCCGGUCUUUGACACCAUCAGGGCCAGGCUGGUGGAAUCAAAUAGAAUGGUGAAUCUCCACAUGUUGAAGGCCCUAGGGACCAUAAUACCUCAGAUGAAGGAGAGAUUGCACAAGGUGGUCUUCCUGUUGAUCCCUGCCAUCGUAGACAACCACCUCAAUUCUAAGACCAACGCCAUCUACAGUACUGCCCUUGCCGCGAUCCGCAGUGUUGUACACAAUCUUGAUAACUCCCUGCUGAUGGAGAUUUUGGUCACCAAGGCCCAGCUCAUCAGUGGAAAUGCAAAGACAGACCUCACUGAUACUGUUGCAGGCAUGGUGAUGGAGCUGUACCCUCGCAGGCCUAAGAUGGUGGAACAGCAAGUGCUUCCUCUGCUGUGGCACAUGUUGGCCGUCUGCAGCCGCAGUGCAGCCACAGUCACGCUGUUCAGGGCUCUGUACAGUCACAUGGGGCCCAGGCUGUGGGCAGCAGCUGCCUGUCAGCCCCUCAGCAUCCGGAAGGGUCUGCAGCACCUGCUCAGCUCUGCCUGAUUAUCGUGGGGGCCAGGGAGGGAAAAAGAACAUCAUAAGUGUGUUCCGCAGACACACAUCUGAACACCUUUCGCCUGGGCUAUGUCACAACUACACAGCUUUUCUUCUAUCUGAUUUUAAUGUAAAGAAAACGUGAGGUAAAGGUGUGGCCAAAAAUCAGCUGGGCUGUGGAGGUGGUUCAGGUGGUCAGAGCAGAAGCCAGUGUCCAGGAACAGCUUUCCAGGACGAGGAGCACAGAUCAACUGUAGCACAACUGUAGCUUAUUUGGGUCAC